AUAAAAAAACCAAGCUUAUUCUAUGUAAAUUUUAAAAUUAAAGUUGAUAAUUUUUGUUUUAUAUUUGAAUUAUUUAGACAAAAAUCAAUGUUUGAUUUUUUUAUUAAUUUAAUUAAAUUUUAA
This is a messenger RNA of Vairimorpha ceranae, 123 nucleotides long. RefSeq lists its product as hypothetical. Lineage: Eukaryota; Fungi; Microsporidia; Nosematidae. The transcript has a single exon. The annotation marks the transcript as partial. The record is from RefSeq and is a predicted model, not a curated record.